Molecule: messenger RNA, 3499 nt
Organism: Juglans microcarpa x Juglans regia
Lineage: Eukaryota; Viridiplantae; Streptophyta; Magnoliopsida; Fagales; Juglandaceae
Product: probable LRR receptor-like serine/threonine-protein kinase At3g47570
Exons: 2
Coding region: 58-3369 (1103 amino acids)
Biological process (GO): protein phosphorylation
Molecular function (GO): ATP binding; protein kinase activity; protein binding
Source: RefSeq, a predicted model, not a curated record
ACUGUCAUCAUUUCACGCUUCUUCAUAAACAUUCUCCUAAUUCUCUAUACUGCACUCAUGGUGCUCAUAGGAAAUCUGUUCCCUCUAUUGCUAUUGGGUUUUCUGUUUGUGCAGUACUCAUGCAUGUUUCAAUUGAUCCAAUCUUUAAGCAAUUUUACUGACCAAUCUGCUCUCAUUGCAUUUAGAUCUCGAAUCAGUUCUAGUCCAAAUGAAACCCUCUUGGCUACUAACUGGUCCACCGCACCAAACUCGAUCUGCAAUUGGAUUGGGGUCUCGUGCAAUCGACGUAGGCAAAGAGUCACUGCUUUGCACCAUUCCUACAUGGGUCUCCAUGGCACCAUUUCUCCUCAUAUUGGUAACCUCUCAUUCCUAGUCUCACUUGAUCUUUCUAACAACAGCUUCUUUGGUUUUAUUCCGCAAGAGAUCAGUCGUCUACAUCGCUUGAGAAUACUCUUGUUGGAUUCCAACCAAUUGGAAGGAAGCAUCCCUCCUACUAUUCAGAAUUGUCGAAAGCUUCUCAAGGUAAGUUUUGGCAUGAACCAUCUUAUUGGUACAAUUCCAUCGUCCCUCGGCAACCUGUCCACAUUAAAGGUCUUGGAUUUGCAGGACAAUAGUCUCACUGGUCCACUUCCUUUAGUCAUCUUUAACAUAUCUUCUCUAAACGUUUUUGCUGUUACGUCUAAUCACGUCUUGGGAGCUCUUCCGAAUGAUCUUUGUAGCCACUGUCCCAAUCUUAGAGGACUUUAUUUCUCUUAUAACAAAUUUGGCGGUCAGCUCCAUUCUCAAUUUAAUAAUUGUGGGGAGCUUGUAAUUUUAUCUUUGUCAUUCAAUAAAUUCGAUGGGAGUAUUUCAAAAGCUCUAAUUGGCAGUUUGCAAAAGCUUGAAGUCCUAUAUCUUGGAACUAACAGUUUCACCGGUAUCAUACCUUCUACCAUAUGUAAUUUGUCAAGGUUGCAAGAAUUUGGAAUUGAGCAGAACCACAUCCAAGGAAGCAUUCCGACUGAUUUGUGGCAUCUUUCGAAAUUAACUUCUUUGUAUUUGGGAAGGAAUAACUUCAAAGGGGCGGUACCUCAAAAAGUCUUCAACCUUUCUUCUUUAAAACUUAUCUCCUUCCAGGAAAAUUCCCUAUCUGGUUAUCUUCCAUCACUAGAUUCGGGGCAAUCUUGCCCUAAUCUUGAAAUAAUCGCACUUGGUAUCAACAAACUCAGUGGUCAUAUCCCAUCCUAUCUUUCGAAUUGUUCCAAUCUCAUCGUUGUAGACUUUGCUGGAAACUUCUUCUUCGGACCAAUUCCCAAAAGUCUUGGAAACUUGAAUUACCUCCGACAACUUUCUUUGGGUGGAAAUCAAUUAAUAGGCGGAGUGGCUAGAGAUCAAGAGCCGAAUUUCAUUUCAUCUUUAUCCAAUUGUAGAUCUUUGAGAGAUUUAGACAUAAGCUAUAAUCCAUUGGAUAUAAUAAUUCCAGAUUCCAUUCAAAACUUUUCGGCUUCCAUUCAAAUCUUUGUUGCAAACAAUUGCCAAAUAAGGGGUCAUAUUCCUAUGGGAUUGAGUUUUUUGAAAGGCUUGAGCUGGCUUGAUUUGGGAGGUAACAAUUUGAUUGGAAAUAUCCCUUUCACAUUCGGUGGUUUGGAAAGAUUACAAAGAUUGCAUCUUUACAGUAACAGGAUUGAAGGAUUGAUUCCACAAGAGAUAUGCCAAUUAAGGAAUUUGGGAGAGCUAGAUCUCUCAAUCAACAGAAUCUCUGGAGUCAUCCCAAAUUGCAUUUCAAACCUCAAUCUACUAGUACAGCUAAACUUGAGUUUUAAUAAACUCAAAUCGUCAAUACCAUUAAAUAUAUGGGGCCUCGAAAAUCUAUUUUUCUUGGAUUUGUCAUCGAAUUCCCUUAGUGAACAUUUGUUUUCGAACAUGACAAAAUUGGACACUCUCGAAUAUCUGAAUUUGUCAAGAAAUGAAAUUACUGGAGAAAUUCCAAGUAUCAUUGGAUCAUUUGAAAGCUUGAGGUAUCUUGACUUUUCAAACAACUCCUUUCAAGGAGGCAUUCUGCAAUCUUUUGGUAACUUAAAAGGGUUAGAUAUCUUAUAUCUUUCUUACAACAAUCUUUCUGGUGUCAUUCCUAAAUCUCUUGAGGCACUUCCAUAUCUCAAAUACUUGAAUUUAUCUUUCAACAAGAUAGUAGGAGAGAUUCCAUCCGGUGGUCCUUUUGUGAACCUCACGGCGGAAUCAUUUUCAAGAAAUAGUGCACUUUGUGGGAAUCCAAUUUUGGGAGUUCCACCUUGUCCAACGAUUCCUACUUACCAACAAUCAAAGAUGAAAAAUAUUUUGAUCAAAUGUAUUCUUCCUGUGAUUGCGUCAAUUAUAACCGUGGUAAUGUUGGUUUAUUUGUUGAGAAGACUUCGGAAGAGUAACAUGGAGAUACCGACUUCACUUAAUGCAUUUCCUGCAUUGGAACAUAGAAUGAUAUCAUAUCAAGAGCUUUGCCAAGGGACAAACAACUUUUGUGAAAGCAACUUGCUUGGAGUCGGAGGUUUUGGCUCUGUGUACAAAGGAAUACUUUCUGAUAGGACAAUUGUUGCAGUAAAAGUUCUAAGUUUGCAAUUGUCGGGUGCUUUCAAAAGUUUUGAUGCAGAAUGCAAGGUGUUAUGUACGAUUCGACAUAGAAAUCUUGUUAAGGUCAUCACUACAUGCACUAAUCCCGAGUUUAGAGCGUUGGUGCUAGAAUACAUGUCGAACGGUAACCUUGAAAAAUGGUUAUACUCUCAUAACUACUGCUUGGAUCUUCUACAGAGAAUAAAUAUUUUGGUUGAUGUUGCGUCAGCCUUAGACUAUCUCCACCAUGGUCAGACGGAAUCUAUAUUACAUUGUGAUUUGAAGCCUACAAAUAUCCUUUUGGAUGAGGGCAUGGUUGGACAUGUGGGUGAUUUUGGCAUUGCAAAGAUUUUAGUCAAAAACAAAGACGCAACAUACACCAAAACUCUUGGUACCAUUGGCUACAUCGCACCAGAAUAUGGAUUUGAAGGGAAGGUAUCCAUCAAAACCGAUGUCUACAGCUAUGGCAUAACAUUGUUGGAGAUGAUCACGAGGAAGAAACCCACAGAUGACAUGUUCGCUGGAGACUUUACUUUGAGGCAGUUGGUAAAUGCAUCCAUUCCAGAUAGAAUGAUGGAAGUUGUGGAUGAAGGUUUACUAAGAAUAGAAGAUGGAAGAGACACCAUUGCCUUGCAAAGUAUCCUUUCAUCAAUCUUGGACUUAGGCUUGAGGUGUUCUGAAGAAUUACCAGAUACAAGAAUGGAUAUCAAAUACGUGUUGGUCAAGCUUAAUAAAAUCAAGUCGACUUUCUUUGAGAACAGAAACAGGGUUACUAGACAUACUUGACCUUAACUAAUUUGUUUCGCAUGUUUUAUGUCUUUUUAAUAUCGUGAAGUAAUUAUGAGUGGUAUGUAUGCAACAAGUUUGUAUCAACAUUUAUGCUUAAAGUAAUGGCUUGAGACUCUACUCUUCUUCC